Messenger RNA from Ilex paraguariensis (yerba mate), 1650 nucleotides. Lineage: Eukaryota; Viridiplantae; Streptophyta; Magnoliopsida; Aquifoliales; Aquifoliaceae. The record is from the annotation of a GenBank genome assembly.
AUGGAUGAAGAUUUAAUACGUGCAAGCUCUAUGAUUUCAUUAGGUGUCGAAGGUAUAGAAGUGACAAGAAGUAAUUUAUUUCCAGAGCUCUUAAGGGAUGAGGCAGUGACAAGACUAAAUGAACUUGGGAAGGUUAGUGAUGCUGAUGGCUAUCUUGAAAGGACGUUCCUGAGCCCCGGUUCUAUCAGAGCAGCAAAUCUUAUUCGUACAUGGAUGGAGGAUGCUGGUUUGACAACGUGGAUGGACCAAAUGGGCAAUGUGCAUGGUCGAACUGAAGGAAUGCAAACAAAUGGCAAGGCUCUGCUAAUGGGUUCUCAUUUGGACACAGUCAUUGAUGCUGGAAUUUUUGACGGUUCUCUAGGUAUACUUUCUGCCUUAUCCGCAUUGAAGGUUUUGAACAUCACAGGGAGGUUAAAGAAACUAAGGCGCCCGGUUGAGGUGAUUGCUUUCAGUGAUGAGGAAGGAGUUAGGUUUCAAUCUACCUUUCUAGGAAGUGCAGCUAUUGCUGGUGUGUUACCUGUAUCGGCAUUGCACAUUCGCGAUAAGAGUGGGUUGACAGUCCAACAUGUUUUGAAGGAGAAUUCUAUAGAAACUAAUGAGGAAAACUUAUUGCGCCUCAAGUAUGAUCCAGAAUCUGUUUGGGGUUACAUUGAGAUUCACAUUGAACAGGGACCUGUUCUAGAAUCAGCUGGUCUUCCACUUGGUGUGGUGGAAGGCAUUGCUGGACAGACUCGACUAAAGAGUGGAGACAAGGGUCCAAUCAAUAGCGGGAACAAGGGUGGGAGUGGGCCUUUGCUUGAAAUUUACUCACAGCAAGAGGAGAGUGAGAGCGACCCUCAGGAAUUAUUUCCUCAGGACUCUACAAGCUACAAGAUCUUCACAUUUGAGCUUCUGGAGGUCUCUUGUGGCCAUUUUCCAGUUUCUGUUGAGCUAAAGAUCAUUACUGGUGAUCCCUGCACUGUCUUGAUGGGUUCUAGAACUAAGCCUUUGGAUGCUGUAACAGUGAGAGGUUCACAGGGGCAUGCUGGAACGGUUCCCAUGUCUAUGCGUCAGGAUCCCAUGGCUGCUGCUGCAGAAUUAAUUGUAUUAUUGGAAAGUCUCUGUAAAAAUCCAAAAGAUUUUCUAUCCUACGAUGGUCAGUGCAGUGCUAUUGAGGUGGAAUCUCUUGGAAAAUCUCUUGUCUGUACCGUUGGAGAGAUAUCUACCUGGCCAAGCGCAAGUAACGUCAUUCCAGGGCAGGUAACAUUCACAGUAGAUAUACGUGCAGUGGAUGACAUGGGACGAGAGGCUAUUAUUUACGAGUUGUCUAACAGGGUGUACCAAAUAUGUGAUCGACGUUCUGUUGCUUGUAUCAUUGAACGUAAGCAUGAUGCCAAUGCGGUGAUUUGUGAUACUGAAUUGAGUUCACAGCUGAAAUCUGCCGCUUACUCUGCUCUAAAGAGAAUGACAGGUGAGGAUGUAGAUAAUGUGCCUGUCCUGAUGAGUGGAGCAGGACAUGAUGUGAUGGCCAUGUCUCAUAUAGCCAAGGUUGGCAUGCUCUUUGUGCGUUGCCGCGGAGGCGUGAGUCAUUCUCCUGCAGAGUAUGUUCUGGACGAUGAUGUCUGGGCUGCUGGUUUGGCAAUCUUAGCAAUUCUGGAGACCCUCUUGUAA